AUGUCGUACCACACUGAUCGAACCUCUCCCAUAUCAAGCACAGAACAACUCAAAAGCCCCAGUGGUCAAUCAACUGUAUCAACAACUCCAAUAAACGAGAGACAGUCGAGCCUGAAUCGCGCUCUACAGAGUUUACUUAUUGCCCCGCAGUCCAAGGGUGCGGGCGGAACAACUUAUUCGCCUAGAGGCACCUCAACGCGCAGUCCAGUCGAACCACUUGUGUCAUCGCCUUUACGCAUCAUUUCCUCAGCUAUGGCAUCUGCUCCAAGUUCGCCAGAGCGGCACACGGCUGAUCCUGGGGUUAUCCCUCGCAGAUCAUCCGACCAGCCUGUUGACAUUGUUCGACCAACUACAGGCCGGCUUGGCAAUGAUUAUGACGCAAAUUCUGGGGAAAAUCCUCAUAUCAAAAAGCGUUUUCUCCAAGCGCGGGACAGAUCUCAAGGCCGGAAGAGCAUGGCUGCCAUGGUGUCUAACCGAUUCAAAAGCUUCCGUCGGGACUCUUCACAGGGAUCUUCCCAUCUUCAAGACACAUCACGGGGAUCUUCCCAGCGUGGAUCGUCACUUGACUCCAGGUCUCCCCAUUCCCCGGAGCGGGGUCGGCCCGGUUCGUCUGGUGGCCAUUCUUCACACAUCGAAACUUUCAAGCGAGCUCCUACUAGUUCGGAAAAGGGGAACGCAGUAAUUAUAAACGAUUCCCUCAAUAAGUCUGACGACGCACUGGUGAGACCAUCUGGGAGUCUUCCUGCUUAUAUCAAACCCACAGCCUCAGAGGAAGGAGGAGAGCGACUACCCAAGGACGUGUUCGACCGCGAUAAGAACAUGAUUGAGAGCAGCGAGGAUGAAGCCCACGACACCUCAAGUGAUGACGACAGUACUCUCGAGGGCCAAAGAGGCCGCAGCAAGAAGAAGAAGGGUUCUGAUAUUACAUCUAUCACCAAAAGUGAUUUUGAAACCCCCAAGGAUAACAAGCCAACACAGCCCGAAGAACAAAAAUCGUAUGACAAGUCAAGCGGGUCACAAGGAAAGAAACCCCGGAAAUCUGCUUUGAAGGCUGUUGUACAUCCACAGACAAGUUUCGACAUCCCGACUCCUCGCCUUCAGUCGGUUGCUGGCACACCUUACGGUUCCGAGGAUGAAGCUGAGAUUGGCGACAUUCAUCGUGCCCAGAAGCUCAGCAUUUCCAUGUCGGCAAUUGAUAAUGGUGUCCCCAACCGAUCAAUUAGAACCAUCGUUCGCGGCAACUUUUCAACUCUGCAAGAUCAAGGAGAUGGCAGCCGUCGUCGACCGCGCAAAUAUUUAAUUGCCACCGACCUAAGUGAAGAGUCGGUAUAUGCACUCGAGUGGACCAUUGGAACAGUUCUGAGAGAUGGAGACACAAUCUACGCCAUCUACGUCAUGCACGAGGAUUCGACAACCACCUCGGCCGUUCAGGUUGGUGAGGGAGCAAAGGUGAUGAAAGAUGCAACAGCUGUUGUUGGCAGCCAGACAAAAGAAGCAAACCAACAUGGAUCACGUACGAUCCUGGGUCGUCUCGGAACCGGUACUAGCAGCAAAACACAUUCUGCUGAUUCUCGAGGAGCGUCUAUCGCGGAGGCGGAACGGGUACGGGCAGUUGAGACCGUGUCUCAGACUUGCGUGAACCUGCUGCGCAAAACGGUCUUGCAGGUCCGUAUUGCCGUGGAAGUGAUUCACUGCAAGAACCCGAAAUCUAUGAUCACCGAAGCCGUUGGUUCUCUCCUCUCUCAAAGCAUUAUCAACGCCACUAACUCUGCUCUUAGAUUGAUGCGCUGGAACCAACACUCGUUAUUUGUUCUCCUUGGCUCGUUCUCCAACUACCUCCUUUCCAGUUCCUCUGUACCAGUGAUGGUCGCACGCCGAAAACUGAAGAGACAUACUUGGAAAGAGAAACUCAAGGGUACUGCGAAUGUGCGCCUAUCCAAUAAUCUAAUAACCCCAAAGAGCCUUUCUCAGGCGAAGGUGGACUGA
This is a messenger RNA of Penicillium soppii, 1986 nucleotides long. Its product is annotated as universal stress protein family domain protein. The record is from RefSeq and is a predicted model, not a curated record. Bases 1 to 1986 code for a protein of 661 amino acids. Lineage: Eukaryota; Fungi; Ascomycota; Eurotiomycetes; Eurotiales; Aspergillaceae. The transcript has 3 exons.